CCCCUUUGUUUGAUACAAAACUGAAAGUGACUGCAGACAUCAGAGAAUCAUGGAAGCUCAUUCUUCUUAUGGUAACAUAAUGGCUGUGGAUACCACUGGAGCUUUUCUUGAAACUGGAAAACAAGAAGGCUUGAGUUAUGGGGGAGUUGCAGCUUCAGAAAUAAUUGCGAAGAGAGAUCUAAACAAUCUAGAGAGAUAUAAAACGAAGAUUAAGCAUGUCAGUGAAAAGACAAAUAUUGAUGCAGCUGUGAUUGCUGCUAUAAUGUCUCGAGAAUCACAUGCUGGAACUGUCCUAGAAAAUGGUUGGGGUGACCAUGGAAAUGGAUUUGGAUUAAUGCAGGUGGAUAAAAGAUACCAUACACUAGUUGGCACCUGGGACAGUGAGGAACACAUUAAUCAGGCUACCCUCAUUCUCUGUAGCAUGAUACAGGAGAUUAAAAAAAAAUUUCCAUCAUGGACAAAGGAACAGCAACUCAAAGGUGGAAUUUCAGCCUACAAUGCAGGACCUAAAAAUGUCCAGAGCUACGAUAGAAUGGAUAUAGGCACUACAAAGAAUGACUAUGCCAAUGAUGUUGUUGCAAGAGCCAAGUUUUACAAAACAAGUGGAUAUUAAUAGUCUGAAACAAAUAUGCUAACAUUUUAUCCUUAUCCAAAUUUUGUAUGUAAUAUUAGCAAGAUCAUUCUACUUGGUUUAGCAGUCUAGGAAGAAAAACAAAGUUGUACCAACUUCUAUAGAAAAUAAGUCUAUACUGUAUUGCUGUUUCAUGGAUGCAAUAAAACUGCUUGCAUUCCUGUUAUGGGACUCUUUUUCCCACUCUUGGUUCCACCACACUAUUAUAUCCACGUAAUAUGACUUCUGUCAUCUGUAGACACACACUUGGGCAUAGGAGUUUAUAUUCCAAGAGUUUCUAAACCAAGCUGGAAAGCCUGAAAUGCCUGGUUUUAAAGGACUGGGCAUUAACAGAAAUCCAGCGGGAAUCUGCUUUUUGGACAGUCAAAAGGGACUGACUUCUCCAUGGAGUCACUAUGUGUGGUAUUUGGCAUCAUUUAUCAACUCACACAGACAUCACUAUAAGCUGGCUGCAACCCUUUUACAUUCUCACUUGUCUAAUGUUACUCCCCUCCUUUGAAGUCCAAACAAAUUGCAUCUACAAACCCUGUGAGCCCAGAACAUUAUACUGUGAAUGUAAUUAAAGUUUCUGAAAGUUAAGUUGGCAUCAGAAACAUACUAUUACCUUGUUGAAGAAAAUUGCUCAGAUUAUCUUGGGUUGGAAAAUAGAAUCAGGCAGAAAUCCAAAGCAACUGUUGUAGUAAUAGGUAAUUUCCAUUAUCUCACAUAGACUGGGUAAAUGUAUAUUCGAGACAUAAUAGUUAUUUCUGUGACAUGAUGUGAUUAUGUGAUCAAUCAAUCAUUAUUUCCAGGUACUGCAAAAUUCACAGAACUAACAUGUGAGCGGACGAAAAGACUUUAAUCCAAGGUGGUACACUAGAUCUUAAGAUUUGAGUAAUGAAUUAGAAAUGUGAUACAUUAUUUCUGGACUACUUCACUGUGUAUGUACUGUGAAAAAACAAGGAAGUGCAGGCCAGAAAAUAUGUGCCAUCAGCUUCUAAACAGACCUUAAUUCAUGCUUUAAUUUUAAUAUUUUAAAAGCUGUACGUAUGGAUUUCUGGCAGAGAAACAGUAUAUAAAUUGUCCAGAAAGCAAUCACAUUCAUUUUUCCUGUAAGAGAAGAAAAGUUCUACAAAAUUAUACUAAUGAAAAGGGAGGUGAAAUGAAUGUCAGGGGAAUUAAAUCUCUUUAAACAUAGGAGGAUUUUCCAAACAAAACAAUUCAGCUGAAAUGUGCACUGAUCAAAAAUGGGGCAAGUAAGACUCGGUGCAUGCCAGGGUACAAGAACAAGACCAACACCCAUAUACAGUAUUUAAGAAGGCUUCCUUCAGAAAAUGGACUUCCUUCCCCAAGAAAGAAAGGGGGAAAAAUAUAAGGGCAUAUCUGAAAAUUCAUUAAUGAAUUGAAUGUUAUUUAAAUAAACCAGAAAUUGGAAAACUAUUAGGGAGGCAACUAGACCAUUAAGUGAUAAGGAAACUAAAAGAUGUGCUAAACAAGGACCAAACACCACAGAAAAGCUACAAGAAUUCUUUACAACUUUCUUCACUGUGGAAGAUACACAGUAGAAAUGUAUAAUGGUAUUAACAUUUUCAGGAUGGAAUACUGUAAAGAUAUAGUAUCAAAAUGCAACAUUUAUAGUGGGUUUGUAUGUGUAAUAAUUAAAAUUAUACACACAUGAACCCACUAUGUGGGUAAAAAUUAUGCAGAGCUGGAAAACGUCGCAGAAAAGGAAAAAAAAAUUACUAAGGCCUAGAGUGCCUCCUGAUAAAGUGUACAUCCGUGGCUUUUUAGCUCAAAAGAUGAGUGGGGAAUGGGGGAGAGGUAUAUAAAAGUACGCACAGUGUAGAGAGGGUAAUCAUAGAUAACAUUUUUCUCCUUUAGUAUGGAGGAACCUGGGCUCACCCAGAGUUUAAGACAAAAGGAAAACACACAGCACAGCAUAUAGUUCAAUUAUGAAAUUUGAUAAUGAAAGAUA
Molecule: messenger RNA, 2585 nt
Organism: Python bivittatus (Burmese python)
Lineage: Eukaryota; Metazoa; Chordata; Lepidosauria; Squamata; Pythonidae
Product: lysozyme G-like
Biological process (GO): defense response to Gram-positive bacterium; peptidoglycan catabolic process
Cellular component (GO): extracellular region
Molecular function (GO): lysozyme activity
Source: RefSeq, a predicted model, not a curated record